UAUAUACAACGGCCCCAUGCAGCUCUCUUGCUACUUGGUGUCAGCUUCUCGACGGUCCUUGCUUCGGUGGAAAGUCGCAUCGCUAGAGGGAGGCGAGCAAAGUAGAAGAUGCAGCUGCCGAUCGUGUUCGCAACGGUGGUGACCCUAGCAGCGGGUCACCCGGGUCUGCUGAAGGUGCCGAAGGUGUACAACGCCGUGAUCACGAGCAACCAGAACCUGUCGCCUUCUCGAGCGUUCCCUGUGAUCCAGCCGGUGAUCCACCGAACGGCGGUCGGUUACGUGCCGCCGAUCUACUACCCGCAAGUGGCGCCGGAAAUUCCCGGUCCGGGGCUGGUGCAUCUUUCGCGAAACGAGCCGAGCCCGAGCAAUCGGGCCGAGGUGCAAGCGGAGGGUGCUGCGGCUGCACCGGUGGAUCUGCCGGUCGAUGUACCGGUUAAUCUACCAGUUGAUGCACCGGUUGAUGCACCGGUAAAUACGCCGGCAGAUGCUCCAAAGGUUCCCGAGCCGAAAAAGGUGGAGUCCUCGGUGGAGAACGGCCAGCCGAAGCCUGGCCCGAGGAACAGGCACGACGAGCAGCCUCUGAGCUUCUAUCCGAACUACCAAUCGCUCUACUACGACCCCUACUUCUACACGUACAGUGGCAUCAACCCGCACCUGGUCCCCGGCACCUACUACGUGGACUAUCAACCCUACGGCACCCUGGACCCAAUCCCCGCGUCCACGCCGAAGAACGGCGACCCGGGGCAGCUGCUUCCAGGCUACCACGAGGAAAGAAAGGACCCAGCCACGGCCGACAAGCCGAAAGUGCCCGACGUGCCUCCGCCUCCGCUGCCCACGGCUGCGCCGAAGGAUUCUUGAGGUCGAUCGGCUGGUCCGAGAGCAUCGGUUCCGCCGAGAUCCGACCGAUCCGCGUAAUCGUGAUAUUCUAGAAGGACAGAGGACGGGAAUGUUUCUGCGAGCGAACCGGAAGUCUGCGAACGGUUCGGUCUGCGAUCGUCUCGUAGGGGGGAUGGAUGGACCAAAUCUCGUCCGCUUUGGCAGGGGAAUCGAUAAACGGACGCUCUGUUAACACAUUCAAUGUCCACGAUCGACCACUAAAAUUCCUACAAAAUCAAAGCAAUUUAACACGUUGAAUGCCACGGGGGUCACCGGUGACCGGCACU
This is a messenger RNA of Megalopta genalis, 1163 nucleotides long. RefSeq lists its product as uncharacterized. The record is from RefSeq and is a predicted model, not a curated record. Lineage: Eukaryota; Metazoa; Arthropoda; Insecta; Hymenoptera; Halictidae.